GAAUUAAAGGUCUUCUAGAGAGAGAGAAAGAGAAAGAGAGGAACAUGGCUCCUUGGUUUCGGGCAUUGUUACUGGGAGCUUUUUUAUUUCCAGCAUUGGUUGAGUCCUUGGUUCGUCACUAUAAGUUCAGUGUGGUCUCGAAGAACAUUACAAAACUAUGUGCAACAAAAUCCAUUGUCACUGUCGAUGGGCAAUUCCCUGGGCCAACUCUGUAUGCAAGAGAAGAUGAUACCGUGAUAGUAAGGGUCACCAACCAUGUUACAGACAACGUCACAAUCCACUGGCACGGUGUAAGGCAGUUUCUAACCGGUUGGUCAGAUGGGCCUGCAUAUAUCACACAAUGCCCUAUACAGCCAGGGCAGAGCUAUAUUUACAACUUUACACUCACUGGCCAAAGAGGCACACUUCUUUGGCAUGCACAUAUCUCCUGGCUAAGGGCCACAAUACAUGGUGCUAUUGUUAUCUUGCCCAAGAGAGGGAUUCCUUACCCAUUUCCCAAGCCUGAUAAGGAAAAAAUCAUCAUUCUAGCCGAAUGGUGGAAAGCGGACGUUGAAGCUGUGAUCAAUCAAGCUACCCAAUCUGGUCUUCCACCAAAUGUAUCAGAUACACACACCAUUAAUGGUCAUCCAGGACCCGUUCCUGGUUGCUCUUCUCAGGGUUACACUUUACAUGUUGAAAGUGGUAAGACCUAUUUACUACGAAUCAUCAAUGCAGCAGUGAAUGACGAGCUCUUCUUCAAAAUUGCUGGUCACAAUCUAACAAUUGUUGAAGUCGAUGCCUCCUAUGUCAAGCCCUUCCAAAUUGACACAAUAUUCAUCAGUCCUGGCCAAACCACAAAUGCCCUUCUAACUGCUAAUCAGGGUAUUGGCAAGUACAUAAUAACACUCUCACCUUUCAUGGAUGCACCUGUUGGCCUUGACAACUUGACCAAUUAUGCCACAUUGCGCUACAAAGGCACCCCUACUAAUCCCCCAACCAUCUUAACCAGUGUUCCUGCUCAAAAUGCUACUCCAAUAACAUAUUCUUUCAUUGACUCACUUCGAAGCCUUAAUUCGCCACAAUACCCCACAAAAGUCCCAUUAACCAUAGACCAUUCUCUCUUUUUCACCAUGGGGGUUGGUGUUAACCCAUGUGACACAUGUGUCAAUGGAAGCAAGCUCGUGGGAGAUAUUAAUAAUGUUAGCUUUGUGAUGCCAACAAUAGGUCUCCUUCAAGCAUAUCACUAUGACAUAUCAGGAGUUUACACAGUUGAUUUUCCAGCAAACCCCCCAAUACCUUUUAACUAUACUGGUAACUCAACAUCUAAUCUCCAGACCAAUAAUGGCACAAGACUAUAUAGGUUGUCAUUCAAUUCAACAGUCCAGAUUGUGCUUCAAGACACUGCUGUAAUAGCACCAGAGAACCAUCCAACCCAUUUGCAUGGGUUUAAUUUCUUUGUGGUUGGGAAGGGAUUAGGGAAUUUUGAUAAAAAUAAGGAUCCUCAGAAGUUCAAUCUUGUUGAUCCCGUUGAGAGGAACACAGUUGCAGUACCAACUGGUGGAUGGGUUGCAGUCAGAUUCAAGGCAGAUAAUCCAGGUGUUUGGCUCUUGCAUUGCCAUUUGGAAGUACACACAACGUGGGGACUAAAGAUGGCAUUCAUAGUAGAAAAUGGGAUGGGCCCGAAUGAGACUCUACCACCACCUCCAAGUGACCUUCCCAGGUGCUAGAAUACUCAAGUUUUUACAUCAAUGCUUGAGACUUGACAUCGGAAGAGAGGGCCAAGUAAAUGUAUAAAUCAGCCAAAGAUGCACAAAAACCUUUACAUAACCAAUAAACAACAAAGAAAUGGCUGGGUUGUUUUUGGGAGGGGAAAGAGAGGAACCGCCCAAAGAGAGUGAAUAAGAAUAGUCAUGCUGUACAAUUUCAGUUUCCUUUUUUGUUUUUACUCUUUUCCUUGUGGUUUGUAAUUAAUUAAUUACACUUUGAGUGCAUAGAGUGUAUGUGCUUGGUAGAGUUUAGAAAGAUCUUUCAUGGUGAUUAAUCUCAUGUUUUAAUUGUUUGGUACAUAAAUUAAUUCCAUGUUUAAAUUUCAAA
Messenger RNA from Quercus lobata, 2073 nucleotides. RefSeq names its product laccase-4-like. Gene Ontology annotation, cellular component: apoplast. Gene Ontology annotation, molecular function: copper ion binding; hydroquinone:oxygen oxidoreductase activity. Gene Ontology annotation, biological process: lignin catabolic process. The record is from RefSeq and is a predicted model, not a curated record. Bases 45 to 1706 code for a protein of 553 amino acids. The transcript is spliced from 6 exons. NCBI's taxonomy places the organism in Eukaryota, Viridiplantae, Streptophyta, Magnoliopsida, Fagales, Fagaceae.